Ziziphus jujuba (common jujube) is the source of this 512-nucleotide messenger RNA. Its product is annotated as protein GAST1. The coding region runs from base 114 to 455 and encodes 113 amino acids. The record is from RefSeq and is a predicted model, not a curated record. The transcript has 4 exons. Lineage: Eukaryota; Viridiplantae; Streptophyta; Magnoliopsida; Rosales; Rhamnaceae.
UCAUAUUCCUUCUCCACUUUAAUACCACUCCAUACAUCAAAACUACUCUGUUUCUCACACUGCUUUUGAGUAUUACUCUUUUUUUUUUAUUCAAGUUUCCAACAACAAAGAAAAUGGCUAGACGAUUAAGCAUCUUCAUGUUAUGUGUGGCUUUCAUGAUUGUUUUCAUAGCAGAAAUACAGGCUUAUAAGGUAGAAAUAUCAGCAGCUCAACAAAAAGGACAAGCAAAUCACCCAAUGUACGGUACCACACAAGGAAGCCUUCGUCCUCAAGAGUGCUCACCUCGAUGCACUGCACGGUGCUCGGCCACAGCUUACAAGAAGCCAUGUAUGUUGUUCUGCCAAAAAUGCUGUGCCAAAUGCUUAUGUGUUCCUCCUGGUACUUAUGGAAACAAGCAAGUUUGCCCUUGCUACAAUAACUGGAAGACCAAGAGCGGAGGACCCAAAUGUCCUUAGAUUAAACUUUCUCCUAUACCUAUUAUUAGCCACAAUACCCACUAAAUUUUUAGAUUU